Messenger RNA from Drosophila eugracilis, 483 nucleotides. It is a transcript of the gene Cpr47Eg, whose product is annotated as cuticular protein 47Eg. Gene Ontology annotation, molecular function: structural constituent of chitin-based larval cuticle. NCBI's taxonomy places the organism in Eukaryota, Metazoa, Arthropoda, Insecta, Diptera, Drosophilidae. Gene Ontology annotation, cellular component: chitin-based extracellular matrix. The coding region runs from base 98 to 454 and encodes 118 amino acids. The record is from RefSeq and is a predicted model, not a curated record. The transcript is spliced from 2 exons.
ACCGGUAGAGUCAAAUGAAGCAUCAGUAUCAUAUAAAAAGCCGGCUAAACUUCCAAUUCGAUAUCAGUAAGCCUUCUCAAGUCUUUCAACAAACAACAUGAAGUUCCUCAUUGCUUUCGCCUGCCUAUUGGCCGUCGCUGUUGCCAACGAAGAUGCCGAAGUCAUCACUAACAAACAGGAAGUGAACGUUGACAGCUUUAAAUAUGCUUCGAAGCUUAGUAACUCCGCAGAUGUCGAGCAGUAUGGUAACCUCAAUGGUGAAGAGUGGGUGGUAAAGGGCAAGCAUGGGUGGACCUCUCCCGAGGGUCAGCAAGUGGAAUACAACUAUAUCGCCGAUGCCAACGGCUACCAGGUGCUCUCCGCCAACCCUCCUCUGCCUACUCCACCCCCAAUCCCAGAGGCCAUCAAGCGCGCUAUUGAGUGGAUCAAGGCCCACCCUUCCAAGGAUGCAUGAAUAAAUAUAAAUAAACGUGUUGAAAAUUA